This is a messenger RNA of Amblyraja radiata (thorny skate), 1102 nucleotides long. RefSeq lists its product as uncharacterized. The record is from RefSeq and is a predicted model, not a curated record. The transcript has 12 exons. NCBI's taxonomy places the organism in Eukaryota, Metazoa, Chordata, Chondrichthyes, Rajiformes, Rajidae. The coding region runs from base 62 to 1102 and encodes 346 amino acids.
CAACAAUUGUUCUAGUGGUUGGCUACCAGGUGGAGACACAGGCAGCAAAGGAGUUAGAGACAUGAAGGAAAUGGUUCCUGCAACGAUCAAUGGACGCAAACACUCAAAACAUGAGGAAUGUGCAGCAAUUGAUUUGAAAGUGAGGGAAUCAUUGGGCAGGUCUGCAUCAUCCCACAAAACUAGCAAGAAGGAGUCAAUUCAAAAACGUAUCAUCAAAAGGAUCGAAGAAUGUCAAAUGCUCGCUGCAGAGAAUGUAAAACUUCACAACUGUGUUCAAGAAUUGGUGUGCAAGGUGAAUGGUUUCAACAAAAUAAUCCAAUACGCUGACCAAAGGCUUCAAAUGAAUAAUUCGCACAUUGUGAGGCUGGAAAAGAAGAACUCCAUUUUGUUUGUUGCUUUGAAUAAGAUGGCCAGAAAGAAAGAGAUGAGAGACAGUUCACCAGGAUCUACAAGCGACAGCAGUAAAACAAGUGAAAGAGCUCAUUGUUCAAGGACAGAAGGAAACCACGUCAGUGAAAAGGGCAUUUUCUCUGCUAAAGGAUCGACCACCUCGAGUUUGAAAAUGUGUGGCGAUCAGAAUCAGAAAGAGAGUCUAAGACUAGAUAAUCCAGAAUCUGCAGAGGGUAUCUGCAGCCCAAAUCCUUUUGACAGUUCUUCUCAGCCACAUAUUUAUUCAAUUUACAACAGGAAGGAUGAGCUGUCCUUUGAAACUGAAACCAGUAGCACACUUUCAGAGAUAUCACAGGACCAUAGCACCAAUGAAGAGAAGAAUGGCGCAGAUUGGAAAGCCAGUUAUUGGGGCACUAAUAUUGACAAGUCUGUACUCAAGGAAGAUAUCUUGGAUAAGACGACAGCUAAUGUUGUUGAAACAGAGGAUGCUGAUAUCUGUACAUGCAGUCCCAUUCCAGCAGAGGGCAAUGAGUACACUGACGCGGACCAUCAGAGGGAAGCUGCUUUAUCGUGUAAGCAGAAACACAACCAGGCAGUAAAUCAUAAAGGAAAGUCAUCUGAUGAGUUUCAAUUGCUUGCGGCAGAAAACGUUAGGCUCCACACAUGUGUGUGUGAACUUCAAAGCAAGAUGAGCAAAGAAUCAAAAUUUUAG